UCGGUAGGUUUUUUCCAAACUGGUCACGCUACGAGCAAAAGCAAUUUUAUUUCACGGAAAUUUCAUUAGGUUUUCACUUGUGAAUAAAUCGCGGAAAAACGCUUAAAAAACAUACAAAUUAUAGAAAAUAAAUCGGUAAAGAACGAGAGUUAAGUGCAAAAAGCAAAUUAAACGAGUUAAAUACGUUUUUUACACCGCAAAAGCCGAACGAAUUGCAAAUUUGUUAAGGCUGCUGGUCACUAUAUGUCCAGGUCGCGUUCAUCCGCCAAAGCCGUGCAGUUUAAGCACGAAUCGGAGGAAGAGGAGGACGACGAGGAAGAGCAACUGCCAGGCAGGAGGAUGCACUCGUUCGGGGACGCUGGCGCCAUUGGAAGUGGGGUGCCGGCCUUUUUGGCGAAGUUGUGGCGCCUGGUGGACGACGGCGAUACCAAUCGCUUGAUCUGCUGGACCAAGGAUGGCCAAAGUUUUGUUAUACAAAAUCAGGCUCAAUUCGCAAAGGAAUUGCUGCCCCUAAACUACAAGCACAACAACAUGGCCAGCUUCAUUAGGCAAUUGAAUAUGUAUGGAUUUCACAAGAUCACCUCCAUUGACAACGGAGGGCUACGUUUCGAUCGCGAUGAGAUUGAGUUUUCACAUCCAUUCUUUAAGCGAAACUCUCCAUAUUUACUAGACCAAAUUAAAAGGAAAAUAUCGAACAACAAAAAUGGAGACGAUAAGAGUGCGCUAAAGCAGGAGGCCGUGUCCAAGAUACUCAGUGAUGUUAAGGUGAUGCGUGGUCGCCAAGAUAAUCUGGAUUCACGCUUCUCCGCCAUGAAGCAGGAAAACGAGGUGCUGUGGCGCGAGAUUGCUAGCCUGCGUCAGAAGCACGCAAAGCAGCAGCAGAUAGUCAACAAACUGAUCCAGUUCCUAAUCUCUAUCGUGCAACCAUCGCGCAACAUGUCUGGGGUUAAGCGUCAUAUGCAGUUAAUGAUCAAUGAUACUCCCGAGAACGAUCGCGCACGCACAACCAGCGAGACAGAAAGUGAGGGUGGCGGCGGCCCAGUCAUCCACGAGCUUAGCGAGGAGCUGCUCGACGAGGUGAUGAAUCCCUCGCCGGUUGGCUACGCUACAGCAUCGCAGUACGAUCAGGAAAGCGUCUCCCCUCUGGCUGUUGAGCGACCGCGUUCAAAUAUAAGCGUUAGUUCGCACAAUGUUGAUUAUUCGAAUCAGAGUGUCGAAGACUUACUGCUCCAGGGCAACGGCGCUCCUGGUAGUAAUAUUUUGGUUGGCGGUGCCGCUUCUCCGCUGGCAUCCAGUGUAAGUCAAUCGCCGGCCCAGCAAGUUGUCUACACGGUUACGGAGGCCCCCGAUUCUCAUGUUCAGGAAAUGCCCAAUAGUCCGCCGUUUAACGAAGAGCAGAACGUGCUUACCACGCCUAUGGUACGAGAGCAAGAGCAAAAGCGUCAGCAGCUUAAGGAGAAGAACAAGCUGCGAAGACAAGCAGGAGAUGUUACAAUCGAUAAUGGCGAGAUUCUGGUGGAAGGUGUUUCAUCAAAGGUGCAGCGUGCGGGCUCUCAGAUUAAUGCGCAAUCUAACACAAUUGUCCAACCAAUAAUGAUUAAGUCUGAGCCGGAGAACAACUCUGGACUGAUUGAUCUAAUGACUCCCUCAAACUCUGAUCUAUACAAUGUAAACUUCAUCAGUCAAGACAUGCCCACGGACAUUUUUGAAGAUUCUUCUUUGAUUCCCGCUGGCGUGGAUGAGGCAGCAAAGUUGGAUCAGCAACAAAAGUUUGGACAAUCGACUGUAAACAGCGGCAAGUUUGCUAGCAACUUUGAUGUGCCUAGCAACAGUACUAUGCUGGAUGCUGAUCAGGCUUCGACUUCCAAGGCGGCGGCCAAGGCACAAGCAACGGAGGAUGAGGCAAUGGCUGUAGCCAAAUACACGGGCAACGAGAACGGAUCUACGCGAGAUCCCAACAACGGCCAACUUCUUAGAAUGCCUUCAGUGUUAGUAGACAAGAAGACUUCAAAUCCAAGCAAGACAAGCCAUAAUCAAGAAGCAAAUUCUUACUGUUGCAGUGAUGAUCUCCACGGACAUUUGGACAGCAUGCAAGAUGAGCUGGAAACACUGAAGGAUUUGCUACGGGGCGACGGGGUGGCCAUUGAUCAGAACAUGCUUUUGGGUGCGCCUGGCAGGACGCCCAUUUUUCAGUUGACCGAGGACGAGCUGCUUCUAAAGCUCUUCAAUGACUCGGAUUUAAUGGACAACUAUGGCCUAUCUUUUCCCAAUGACAGCAUAAGCAGUGAAAAGAAAGCGCCAAGUGGCUCAGAAUUGAUUUCGUAUCAGCCCAUGUAUGAUCUUUCCGACAUUCUGGAUACGGACGAUGGAAACAAAGAUCAGGAGGCCGGCACUCGCCAGCUGCAGACGCAGAGCUCUGUCUUAAAUACGCCACGUCAUGAGUUGUAACUUAUAUUAAGUAGUAGCAGCUAAGGCGAUUAUCUGGCGAACAAACUGUUUUUAGUAUAUAUGUAAUGGAAUCAAUCUUACAUGUUAAUUUUCUUCACUCUGUCUAACCUUUUAGUUGAUUCUUACUAUAAUUAUAUUAUUAAUCACCAUAAUCAUAUUAAUGAUGCUGUAUAUGCCUUACGCACUAUAUAUAUGAUAUAUAGACUAACCAGUUCUUGUUGUAGAAAGACUCGAAGAAUCAGUUAAUUUUUAGAUGUAUUUUGUAUCUGGGGAUUUUGCGAGCCUCGGGCUCAGGUCGAAGAUUUUUAGUUUGCACUAACCGAUCGAGAAGAAUAAAUGCUGUUCAGAUCGUAGACGAUUUAAGAUCGCACGCUAUAGGGUAUACGUUUUACAUACUACUUUUAUUAAUCGAUAAUAAAUUGUUUUAAGCUGCGUUGAGCUGCAAAUGAA
Drosophila eugracilis is the source of this 2898-nucleotide messenger RNA. It is a transcript of the gene Hsf, whose product is annotated as heat shock factor protein. The record is from RefSeq and is a predicted model, not a curated record. NCBI's taxonomy places the organism in Eukaryota, Metazoa, Arthropoda, Insecta, Diptera, Drosophilidae. Gene Ontology annotation, molecular function: sequence-specific DNA binding; DNA-binding transcription factor activity. The transcript is spliced from 8 exons. Gene Ontology annotation, biological process: regulation of DNA-templated transcription. The coding region runs from base 244 to 2448 and encodes 734 amino acids.